Molecule: messenger RNA, 2444 nt
Organism: Malus domestica (apple)
Lineage: Eukaryota; Viridiplantae; Streptophyta; Magnoliopsida; Rosales; Rosaceae
Product: putative pentatricopeptide repeat-containing protein At5g52630
Biological process (GO): RNA modification
Cellular component (GO): intracellular membrane-bounded organelle
Molecular function (GO): zinc ion binding; RNA binding; protein binding
Source: RefSeq, a predicted model, not a curated record
UGAAAAAUAAUAAAAAUGAGAUAACUCACGUGCAAUGAGCAUGCACAGCUAAACCCCUCCAAAACCCCAAUUCAAAGAAAGAAAGAAAAAAACCACCCCUCCACCGCCAAAACUCGAGAGAACCACCCCCUCCACCACCAAGCUCCUCUCCAAAAUGAACCAAAACUCGAUACCACCACCCCCUCCACCACCAAGCUCCUCUCCAAAAUGAACCAAAACUCGAUACCACCACCCCCUUCGCAACCACCAUCCAACUCCGACCCCCGCAUAUUCCACGCUCGUUUCAUUACCACCGCAAACGUCGACCGCUCUGUUCUCAACAACCUCAUCACUCUAUACUCCAAGUCCAAUCUCCUCUCUUACUCUCUUCGCCUCUUCCACCAAAUCCCAUCUCCCAAUGUGGUCUCAUGGACCGCCGUGAUCUCCGCCCACACCAACACCCUCUUCGCCCUCCAGCACUUCGUUUCCAUGCUCCGCCACCCCACCUUCCCCAACCAGCGCACCUUCGCUUCCCUCUUCAAAACCUGUGCUUCUCUCCCUUCUCUCUCCUUCGGCCUUGCCCUCCACUCCCUUUCGGUGAAGCUCGGCGUCUCUGCGCAGCCCUUUUCCGGGUCCGCCCUUAUUAAUUUUUACUGCAAAUGCCGCUUGCCUGUUGAUGCCCGCAAGGUGCUUGAUGAAAUUCCUCAGAAAGACGAGGUUUGUUAUGGGGCGGUGGUGGUUGGGUUGGCGCAGAACUCGAAACCCAUUGAUGCGCUGUCUGCUUUUGCUGACAUGAAAUGUUCUGAUGUUAGGUCUACUAUGUAUAGUGUUUCGGGUGCACUUCGUGCUACAGGGGAGCUUGCUGUGUUGGAGCAAUGUAGGAUCAUACAUGCUUAUGCUGUUGUUACUGGACUUGAUUGGAAUGUGAUUGUGGCGAGUGCUUUGGUUGAUGCGUAUGGGAAAGCUGGGCUUGUAUCUGAUGCUAGACAGGUUUUUGAUGAGAAUUUUCCGAGCAUGAACGUAGUGGGGUGGAAUGUGCUGAUGGCGGCAUACGCACAACAGGGGGAUUGGAACUCAACGCUUGAGAUUUUCAAUGCAAUGGAAGCUCAGGGGCUUGCGCCGGAUGAAUAUAGCUUUUUGGCAAUCUUAACUUCAUUUUGCAAUGCAGGUUUGGUUUCUGAGACUCACAGGUGGCUGAACCGGAUGAAGGAAGAUUAUGGGUUGGAACCAGCGCUUGAGCAUCAUACAUGUUUAGUUGGUGCAAUGGGACGGGCUGGGCAACUGGAAGAGGCAGAAAAGGCUGCACUGACAAUGCCAUUUGUGCCAGACGCUGCUGUGUGGCGAUCAUUGCUAGCAAGUUCAGCGUAUCAUAAAGCGCCUGAUUUGGCUAGGUCCAUGGCUAAACGGUUAUUGGAAAUUGACCCACAUGAUGAUUCAGCUUAUGUAAUUGCUGCAAAUGUGUUAUCGAAUGCUGGAAAAUGGGAUGAAGUUGCAGAAGUGAGGAAGAUGAUGAAAGAUAGGAGGGUAACGAAGGAAGGUGGGAGGAGUUGGAUCGAGGUACGAGGGAAAGUUCAUGUGUUUUUUGCUGGGGACAGAAGGCAUGAGAGAAGGGAUGAGAUUCGUGCUAAAUUGGUAGAAUUGAUGAAGGAGAUAGAGAAGUUAGGAUAUGUGCCAUUCUGCGAUGAGAUGUUGCAUGAAGUCGGGGAAAGGGAGAAAAAGGAAUCCCUUUGGUACCACAGUGAGAAGUUGGCAGUAGCAUUUGCAGUGGUGAGUGGUGCGGCACCACCAGGAAAGCCAUUAAGGAUUGUUAAGAAUUUAAGGAUCUGCAGGGAUUGCCAUGAGGCCUUCAAGUAUUUCUGCAGAGUGUUGGAGAGGGAGAUUAUUGUGAGGGAUUUAAACAGGUACCAUAGAUUUGUAAAUGGUAGUUGUACUUGUGGCGACAUAUGGUAGCUUGGUUUAUGCCGAUUAAUAUAAUGCUCCCAAAGUUUCUGCUGGACAGAAACUCAGCCACUCAAGGUGGAGGGAAACUUGUGUAGAACUGUCAUACUGCCUCAAAUGAUGCAGGAUGAAGUUACUGCUAGCAUGCCAAUAGGAUGAAGUUUUUACUUUGAGAAGGUAGGAGUCGGAAGGGAAAAGGAUAAUGUCGGUGCAGCGGCCUCUUCUCGAAAUGCAAGGAGUUGCGAGGAGGCUUCCGGUCAUAGGCAUUAAGGGAAGGGAUAUUCCUUGUUAAACAGCAGAGCGACUGAACGGAAAAUUAUGUUUUCUCGUGUUUUGUUUUUCUCUCAAAAAUUUUUGGCAAGACAAAGGAUGAAUAAAACAUUCACAGAGAUGAAACAUUUUGUACUAUUUGAUGGUUUAAGAUGGCAGUCUGCAAAAAAAUAGCAAAAAGACGCAGUCGAGCGACAUACACCCGUUUCAUCUAAGUUAUUUCCGUGAAGGGUCCUUUGUGAUGGCAUAUGCCAGGA